CGCCGCGGCAGAACCGGCGGUCGAGGAGCUGCCUGCGCCCGGCCCAACCUCGCCGGGGAUUAUGCCAGCGGAGCGCGGGCAUGUCGGCAGGCAGCGACUCGUAGGCAGCGGUAGCAGCCGAGCCGCGGCGGCAUCAGCAGCGGGAGCCGCGGCCGCUGCGCCGGGAGCAGCCGGAUGUUGACACAUGUGGACCACCAGUGACAUCCUUUUUCAGCAAUGCUGUGUUUACUCCCUCCUGCAUUCAGAAGCAUCUAGAGAGAUUUCUUGCAGAAGGGAUCCUCAAUGUCUUUUCUUGCCAUUAUUUAAGGAGCCCUUACUGAAAGCUUCUGGGUUGUGUUUCUGAGUGGACAAGAGAUUUCUGUGUCAAGAUGCUCAUAAAGGAAUAUCGGAUCCCUCUUCCAAUGAGCGUGGAGGAAUAUCGGAUCGCGCAGCUCUACAUGAUCCAGAAAAAGAGCAGAGAGGAGACAUGUGGAGAAGGCAGUGGGGUGGAGAUCUUGGAGAACAGACCAUACAUGGAUGGACCAGGAGGCAACGGGCAGUAUACACACAAAGUGUACCACAUUGGGAUGCACAUUCCCAGCUGGUUCCGGUCCAUAUUGCCCAAGGCAGCUCUGCGAGUGGAAGAGGAAUCAUGGAAUGCAUAUCCUUACACAAGGACAAGGUACACGUGUCCUUUUGUGGAGAAAUUCUCUAUUGAUAUUGAAACCUACUACAAAAGUGAUCCAGGAGAGCAUGGCAACGUGUUCAACCUUUCUCCUGCAGAUAAAAGACAAACCAUUCUAGAUCCUAUUGAUAUUGUUAAAGAUCCUAUCCCUCCACAUGAAUACAAAGCUGAGGAGGAUCCUAGGCUAUAUAAAUCUGUGAAGACUAAAAGAGGCCCCCUCUCAGAAGACUGGAUUCAAGAGUACAAGAAUAACCCUGGGAAAUACCCCAUCAUGUGUGCAUAUAAACUGUGUAAAGUGGAGUUCAGAUACUGGGGGAUGCAGUCGAAAAUCGAGCGGUUUAUCCACGAUGUUGGUUUGAGGAAGGUCAUGGUCCGUGCCCACCGGCAGGCAUGGUGCUGGCAGGAUGAGUGGUAUGGACUCACCAUUGAGGACAUCAGGCAGCUGGAGAAGGAGGCACAGCUGAUGCUGGCUCAGAAGAUGGCCCAGUUCUGCAGUGAGAAUGAUGCAGAGCAGCACGGUGCCAAAGAUGCUCCUGGUGAGAAGGAUGCUGAAGCCAGCCCAGUUUCACCUGCUGACACAGAAGAUGCUGCUGGUAAUGAGGACACGGGCUCUGCGAGGUCACUCACCAAGCAGUGGUCCACAUCUUCCAAAUCCUCAAGAUCUUCAAAGAGAGGAGCAAGUCCCUCACGCCAUAGUAUCUCGGAGUGGAGGAUGCAGAGCAUUGCCAGAGAUUCAGAUGACAGCUCAGAUGAUGAAUUCUUUGAUGCACAUGAGGACUUGUCUGACAAUGAGGAAAUGUUCCCGAAAGAAAUAACCAAAUGGAGUUCCAAUGAUCUGAUGGAUAAAAUUGAAACCCCUGAAUGCGAUGAUGUCCAGGGUGAUUUGUAUCAUGAGACAUCAGCAGAAUACCACGUUGGCUCCAGUGUGGAGACACUCAGCAUCAUUGAAGAUGAAGCAGUGCAGCCAUUACUGCAGCCAAGUAAAAUCCAUGUCCUCCUCCUGGUACUCCAUGGAGGGAACAUCCUGGACUCAGGAAGUGGUGACCAGAGCUCUAAGCAGGGAGAUGUUAACACCAUCACAACAGUGUUUGACACAGUGAUGAGGGUCCAUUACCCAGCUGCUCUUGGGCACAUUGCCAUCAGGCUGGUCCCUUGCCCUGCCAUCUGCUCUGAAGCAUUUUCACUGGUGUCCAGCCUCAGCCCAUACAGUUAUGAUGAAGGCUGCCUGUCCAACAGCCAGGAUCACAUCCCCCUUGCUGCACUCCCUCUGCUAGCAACAUCCUCCCCACAGUACCAAGAAGCUGUAGCCACAGUCAUUGUCAGAGCCAACCAAGCCUACAGUGAGUUCAUCAGGUCCCAGGAGGGCACAUCAUUCAAUGGCCAGGUCUGCUUGGUAGGGGACUGUGUUGGAGGGAUCCUGGGCUUUGAUGCCUUAUGCUACAGCAACCAGACUGUGUCUGAGAGCCAGAACAGCAGUCGGCGAGGGAGUGUUGUGAGUGUCCAGGAUACUGAUCUGCUCUCUCCUGGAAUAAUGGUGAACAACAGCUAUUGUUCCAGUGGCUCUAAUCUGGAAGCCAGCAGACACCUCAGCAGGAGCAACAUUGAUAUUCCCCGGAGCAACGGAGAAGAUCCAAAGAAGCAGCUGCCACGGAAAAGGAGUGAUUCAUCAACCUAUGAAUUGGACACAAUAAAGCAGCAUCAAGCCUUUCUUUCAAGUUUACAUUCUAGUGUGCUGAGAAAUGACCCAGGAUCCAGGCGUUCCAGCAGCUCCACUAUGUUGGAUGGAGGGAAUAUUGGGAAGUUUGAAUUUGAGAUCACUGAUUUCUUCCUCUUUGGUUCUCCCUUGGGUCUGGUCCUUGCACUCCGAAAAACUGUCAUCCCAGCUCUUGACAUCUUUCAGCUCAGACCAGCCUGUCAGCAGGUCUAUAACCUGUUCCACCCUGCAGACCCAUCUGCUUCACGCCUCGAGCCUCUUCUGGAGAGGAAAUUCUACCUUUUACCCCCCUUUAAUAUUCCUCGUUACCAGAGGUUCCCACUGGGGGAUGGAAAUUCUGCUGUUCUGGUCGAGACAAUCCAGAACAAUCCCAUCCUCCUCAUGGAAAGUAGCCCUCUGGGUGCUCUCCAGCAGCAGGACAGCUUCAUGGAAACAAGUAUCCCUGUUCCUGUACUGAAUUGGCAAGAUGUUUCCAAUAAGAGUGCUGGUUUUGUUGAGUCAGAUGUUGUUCAGUCUCAUGGUGCCGUCUUCAUGGAAAACGCGUCCCUGUCCACCCCCAUUUCAGCCCCUCAGUUCAGGGGCUUCCGGAGAGCCAGUGAGAUCAGCAUUGCCAGCCAGGUCUCAGGAAUGGCAGACAGUUUCACUGCUUCCAACAUAGCCAACAAAACCAAACACCACCUUAACCAUUGUAGAGGGUUUAGCCUUCUGUCCCAACUUGCCCUCCCUCACAAAUCCCCUACCCAAACCUCAUCCAAGAGACGUAGGCAGAAUAAACAUGAAAUCCCUGUGAAGGGACGAAAGCUCCAAGGGCCGUGGAGUCAGACUGCAGACUGUGCUCUUCAGGUACCCGACCUGGACAUCAAGACAGUUGCUACCAAGUGGUGGGGAACCAAAAGGAUUGAUUAUGCUCUCUACUGCCCUGAUGCUCUGACCGCCUUCCCCACCGUUGCGCUGCCGCACCUCUUCCACGCCAGCUAUUGGGAGUCCACAGACGUUGUCUCCUUCUUGCUGAGACAGGUGAUGAGACACGAGAACUCGAGUGUUCUGGAGCUGGAUGGGAAGGAGGUGUCUGUCUUCACCCCCUCCAAGCCCCGGGAAAAGUGGCUCCGCAAGAGGACACACGUGAAGCUCCGGAAUGUCACAGCCAACCACAGGAUAAACGAUGCCAUUGCUAAUGAAGAUGGACCCCAGACCUUAACUGGAAGGUUUAUGUAUGGUCCCCUAGAUAUGGUCACACUCACAGGAGAAAAGGUGGACAUUCACAUCAUGACCCAGCCACCCUCAGGAGAGUGGGUGUACUUUGACACAGAGAUCAGCAACAGCAGUGGAAGGAUUUCUUACGUCAUCCCCGAGAACCGGCGCCUGGGCAUUGGGGUCUACCCCGUCAAGAUGGUGGUCAGGGGUGACCACACGUAUGCAGACAGCUACAUCACAGUCCUGCCAAAGGGGACAGAGUUUGUGGUGUUCAGCAUUGAUGGCUCCUUUGCAGCCAGCGUGUCCAUCAUGGGCAGCGACCCCAAAGUCCGCGCCGGAGCCGUCGACGUCGUAAGGCACUGGCAAGACCUUGGCUACCUCAUUAUCUACGUCACGGGCCGCCCAGACAUGCAGAAGCAGAGGGUGGUGGCGUGGUUAGCACAGCACAACUUCCCCCAUGGCAUCGUCUCCUUCUGCGAUGGGCUCGUCCACGACCCGCUGAGGCACAAAGCCAACUUCUUGAAAUCCCUCAUCACAGAUCUCCACAUGAGGAUCCACGCAGCGUAUGGAUCUACUAAGGACAUCUCUGUGUACAGCUCCAUCAGCCUCCCUCCCACCCACAUCUACAUCGUUGGCCGACCCACCAAGAAGCUGCAGAGCCAGUGUCAGUUCAUCACGGAGGGUUAUGCAGCCCACCUCUCCCAGCUGGAGUACAACCACCGCUCGCGGCCUGCCAAGAACACGGCACGCAUGGCACUACGGAAGGGCAGCUUCGGGCUGCCGGGCCAGGCCGAGUUCCUGCGCAAGAGGAACCAUCUCCUGAGGACCAUCUCCUCACAACCCUCGGCCACCGGCGGCGGCCACCGCCCUGAGCGCACCCAGAGCCAGUCUGAGAGUGACAAGGAGAGGGACAGGGAACGCAGCCAAAGAAGCAUGAGCAUCGCCACGGGGUGCUGGGGCAGGAGCGCGGCGUCCCGGCCAGAAUCCGGCCUCCUGGGGCAGAAGUAGCCGAGGGCAGAGGUGUUGGCUGCAGCCAGCGGAGGAGAAGACAAAAGGAAAGAGGGACGAGGCCGGCGUUACGGGCUGGAAGGGUAAAUAUGGUGCUACUCUAAUAAAACCGGGGUGUUCUGGGAUGAGAUGGGAUGUUUUCCCGCUGCGGGAGCGUCAGGUUUGUGCAGCAGGAGCCCGAGGAACAGCUGGAAAUUCCAGGUGACGAAAUUCCGAGUGACGAUGGCGCUCUCUCCUGCCUCCUUCUCUUAUCCAGGUUUAGUGACUGUAAAUUUGUGCCUCCUUGCCUUGUCAGCCAUCGCUCUGCCUGACCGAGCGCUGUCCUCAGAGCCACAGGAGCAGGGGAUGAGGUUGGGGACCUCGUUCUUGGUUGUCCCAGCAGUCGGACUGAGGUGUUCUGCUGGUGCCUGGGUGGGUUUGGGGGUUCUCAGCACGGUGUUUCCCCAGCUCCAAGCAAGGGGUUUAUUGGGGGCUGUGCCAGGCAGAGCACCCGAGAGCUUUACCUGUUCAAAGAGCUUCAAGUUCAGCCAUUUUCUCAAGGAGUACGUGCAGGGGCAAGGGAUAAAGUUGUGUUGAUGCUGUUGGAGAGGCAGAAUGUCAGCAGAUCCGUGCCCAAGAAAAGUGGGGUCGUUGUUACUGUUAUUUUUUAAAGAGACCUUUUAGAAGCCGAUGGAACUUAAUGCAUUGACCUAUUAAAAAAGGAAUACAAGCUAUUUUGUUUGAGCUGUGACAAACCUCAGACACUUAAUUUGCUGUUAAAGUCUCCAAAUAUUCUUGCUCUCUCUAUAUAUAUCAUUUCCAAAAGUAACCACCAUAUAUUUGGAAGCAGCUGAAGGCACUCAGCAGCUAGAUAGCAGUGCAGUUCUUCUCAUCUAAAUGCAGGGUCUGACUCUCAACACCCACCCCUGAGAUGUUUCCUUCUUCCCAGGUUCUCUCCAAGUUCAGUAGCAGAUUUCAUGGGAAGGAGACUCGCUUCUUUUACCUGUAGUUACUGAACUGUAACACCUCAUUGUUUUUUGCACUGAUGAUUUUUAGAAUGGAAACCUGUUACCAUCUCAUGUAGCUACACCCAAGUGUUUGUAGUGCAUGACAAUGAACUAUUGCUAAGCCAGGGUGUGUGUGUGGGUAUCUGUACAGAGAUACAUCUGCACACACGCCUAUACAGAUAAAUAUAUGUAUAUAUUUAAAAAAAAACCAACAACAAAUAAUUGUGCAGAAGUUUUUCCAGCAGUAAGGAGACUGUAAGGAAGUGUGACAACAAUGUCAGGCAAGCUUAAGGCCAUAUCUUAAUUUUCCUGGUGUGUUUCUCAGUGGACGUGCCUGAGCCGAGGGUUUGGACGCUGCUGGAUGAGCCGGGGAUGGGGCUGCGUGGCAGAGGGGGAGCUGCCCGUGGGUGUCACAGGGACACAGUGGCUGUCACCCAGUGUCCUCAGGGACACCAAGAGGUGUGUGUGGCACAGGAAGGGGAGCACACUGCUCCACAGCAGCCGAGGAGAACAGUGCCUAGAGUGAGGGCUUGCCAAAAAGCCCCUUAGUCCUGUCCCGGGUCAGCCCGGGUCCCUCCUUGCACACACUUCCUGGGGCAGGGGGGCAGCCCCCAGGGUGCCCAUUUACAGACUCCAGUUGGCCUCUUCACUUUGAGAUUUUCUAGUCCUCCCAUCUCUGUGUAACCCUGCUUUCCCCCCACCACACUUCCCUGUCUUUAUAUCACUUUCUACUUCUGAGGAUCUUAUUUAUAAAACAGAAGAAUUUUUUUAGACUCGGCUGCUUGGUUUUCUUACCUGUUUCAAUACGAAGUGCAGGAUGGCCGCACUGAGACACACAGCACUGUGAACACUGCUCUGCUCGUUGGCUCUGGGCCACAGUAGGCAAACCCAACUCAUCAGACAUCCAAGGGGUAAAUCUCACCUGGUCGUGGCCUCCUCCAAAGGGAGGCAGAGGAGGGACAGUGCUGGAGCUGCCGAUAGCAUCCAAGCCAAGGAGCGCUCGCACCUGCUGCCCGGUGCUGCCCGGUGCCUCUCCCACAUCUUGCAAAAUGCUGAACCACCUCUCUUUGACAACUGCUCAGUGACAGGAUGUACCUGAUGACUUCUGUCACUGCAAACUGAUUUCUCUUUCAGUGCUCUCUGAAUGUACACCCAGAGCUGAGGGGGUUUAAAAAAAAAAACAACGUAAGCGACAGCUUCUUGUUAGUUCAGUGUUCUAUCAGAUGCCAAUUGAGUAGGAAGCCAAGCCACAAUCCAUCCUUGUGAAGUCACCAAACCAAACAGCAAAAUAAUUUCUGCAAUUUGGAUAUGGCCUUUGCAAAAGUCAGCUUUCCUCCAAGUCCAUCACCAGGGCAUGAUCUGUACGUUUUCCAAUGCUGAUGAGAUGUUCACAUUUUCUUAUGUGUAGAUAUUGUAAAACAGAGGUGAAUGUAAAUGUUCAACAUACAAAGAGGAUAUAUAAAAACUGAAAGUUAUUUAUUUAUGUAGAGGAAAAAAAUAUGUCUGGAGGGACUGGAACCUUCAGUGUUUAUUAAUAUUUAAAAAUGUAGCUUUUUGGUUCAGGCAUUAUGUACAAAGCAAUUAUUUUAUGGACCAAGUUUUAUGUAACUUGUCAAGGAAUGCAGAAGUGCAAUAUUCUACUCACCUCUCCAUCACUUCAUGCUUUAAACAGCUCCUGACCUGUCUGACAAUCACAGCACUGCUCUCCUCAUCCUUUCUUGAGCUGCUUGAAACUUUCCCAGGUCCCUUCCCUGGCCCCCCAUCUGUUGCCAUCGUAUGGAUCCAACACGGAGCAACAAUUGUAGAGCAGGACCUUUAUUGCUGCAAUAAUACCAGAUGAGGUGGGUGUAGUUACCAGGAAAUAUGCCAAUAAGUUUGUUUGGUUUGGGUUUUGUGGGGUUUUUUUUCCCUCCACCAAUUCAGUCCAUCAGAGUCUGCAUCCACCUAUCCUCAGCCGCCCCCAUCUGGCACUCAUCUAUCUGAAGCAAAGAUCAACCUGCUCCUCACUCACAAAAACAACAGCAAUAGUUUAAUUCUGUGUUUAAAAACUCUUUGUUCUGAGCUGGUUUGGAAAGCAAAUGCCUGUGACCUGACACCUCUUCACCUGUAGGGAAGAGGAUCCGUGUAGGGACGAGGAUCCAUGUAGGGACAAGGAUCCGUUUGGAUGCAGUGAGGAAAAGACUGAAUGUAUGUUCCAACCUGACUGAAGGGGCACUGUCAGGUUACAGACCUGAUUUAUCUUUGGGACAAAUAAGUUGUUUGCUUGGAAAGGAAAAAAAUAGGAAGUUUCUUGUACUCCUCCCACUCACCGCUGUCUGGGCAGCCAGGGGUGCUCCUGCCACAGCCCUGUCCUGUCCUCCCACAUUAGCACAAGGCAGCCCCUGCUCUGCAGGCUGCCUCAGCCUUUCUUCUUCUUUAAAAUUGUUUCCAUGGGAACGAGCUCAGAUUUAUUUUUUUUUUUUUUUUAAAAAGCAGCUUUUUGUCUCACUGCACUACAGACUUCCGAGCCGACGUCCCUUUAAAAAAAAAAGAAAACCACUAAAACAAGAGGAACCCAUGCAUUCCCUCUGAGCUGUUUUCCUGGGUUUGGGGAAAGUUGAGGUGAAAUUCUAAUACCAAAAAAAGUUUACAGUGUCUGAGAGGCGAGCCCAGAGCAGUAACAACUUGCCAAAGGGUCACUAACAAAGCCCCGCUCCGCCAGCAGCCGCCGUGCUCGCUGUAGCAGCCCCUCCUUCAGGUACCACCGUCUGCUGCAUUUCCUGUUAGUUCUAGAAGCCUUACAGCCCCCUCCCCUUCCUCAACACCCUCCUCCGCCUGUUGAUACCCCCCCGACUGUCAAUUUUAUAUUCUGAGGACGUUAGUUAUAUUUUUCUUUAUAAAAAAACAAAAAAAACCAACACAAACAAAGCUGCUUUCGGGGUAACAGCUGUGUGAGUGUGAGUGUUUGUGUGUGUGUGAGUGUGAAGCCACUGGAGGGGCCAUGGCUGAGGGUAGUGGCCACACUGGCUCUGCCCCUGUGUGUACAGUGCUGUGCUGACACCUGCCUGUGUGUGACAAACCUUCUGUACAACUUCCUUCUCCUCCUUGCUGUCAGUGCAUCGUUCCAACACCUGGGUGUGCUUUGUGUACAGUAUCAUUGUGACUUACACAGAUUAAAGAAACAGGAAGGCUC
Molecule: messenger RNA, 8738 nt
Organism: Calypte anna (Anna's hummingbird)
Lineage: Eukaryota; Metazoa; Chordata; Aves; Apodiformes; Trochilidae
Gene: PITPNM2
Product: phosphatidylinositol transfer protein membrane associated 2
Exons: 27
Coding region: 369-4580 (1403 amino acids)
Biological process (GO): phospholipid transport
Cellular component (GO): cytoplasm
Molecular function (GO): phosphatidylcholine binding; phosphatidylcholine intramembrane carrier activity; phosphatidylinositol binding
Source: RefSeq, a predicted model, not a curated record